UCUCCACCAGAGACGAUGGGCAAGAUUAUCUUUUACGAGGACAAGAACUUCCAGGGUCGGAGCUAUGAGUGCAGCAACGACUGCACAGACCUUCACUCGUACUUCAGUCGCUGUAAUUCCAUCAGGGUGGAGAGCGGCUGCUUCAUGAUCUACGAGCGUCCCAACUUCAUGGGCCAUCAGUACUUCAUGAGGAGGGGCGAGUACCCGGACUACCAGAGGUGGUUGGGUUUCAGCAGCUGUAUCCGCUCUUGCCGGAUGAUUCCAGUGUACCGAGGCUCAUACAGGUUGCGUAUUUAUGAGAAGCCUGACUUCAGUGGCCACAUGAUGGAGUUCAUGGAUGACUGUCCUUGUGUGUCUGACCGUUUCCACCACCGCCACGUCUACUCCUGUAACGUUAUGAAUGGGUACUGGAUCUUCUACGAAUACCCAAACUUCCGAGGCAGACAGUACUUCCUGAGACCCGGAGAGUACAGGAGGUACCGCGACUGGUGUGCCACCUGCUCCAUCAUCGGCUCCUUCCGAAGAGUCACCGAAUUUUAGCCAUGAUACCAAACUUUGCUGUAAAUAUCAAACAUUUUGUUUAUUAAAGACGUCAGAUUUUAAGCU
Molecule: messenger RNA, 606 nt
Organism: Thalassophryne amazonica
Lineage: Eukaryota; Metazoa; Chordata; Actinopteri; Batrachoidiformes; Batrachoididae
Product: gamma-crystallin M2-like
Exons: 3
Coding region: 16-540 (174 amino acids)
Biological process (GO): visual perception; lens development in camera-type eye
Molecular function (GO): structural constituent of eye lens
Source: RefSeq, a predicted model, not a curated record